AUGCCUCCGAAAAAACAACCAGAAAAGGGUAAAGCCGGCGGAAAUGCCAAAUCGGGUGGAGGAAAAUCUGGUGGUGAUGCAAAAGAAUCGGCUGGAAAAGAGAAAAAAGGCGGGACAGCUGUCAAAGUCCGUCAUAUAUUAUGUGAGAAGCAAUCAAAAUGUUUAGAAGCCUUGGAGAAAUUGAAAGCUGGACAAAAAUUCCCGGAUGUUGCAUCCGCGUACAGUGAGGAUAAGGCGCGGCAAGGUGGGGAUCUUGGCUGGAUGACCCGUGGUUCGAUGGUGGGCCCAUUUCAGGAUGCGGCAUUCGCCUUACCAAUAUCUACAGUCAAUAGCCCUGUGUACACCGACCCUCCAAUAAAAACCAAGUUUGGUUAUCAUAUCAUAAUGGUAGAAGGCAAAAAAUGA
Molecule: messenger RNA, 405 nt
Organism: Spodoptera littoralis (African cotton leafworm)
Lineage: Eukaryota; Metazoa; Arthropoda; Insecta; Lepidoptera; Noctuidae
Source: the annotation of a GenBank genome assembly